AGUAAAUGUCUUUCUUUCUUAGUGGCUGGCCAUCCCUUUUGCCUUGUCGAACCCCCUGAUGACGUCACUAUCAGAGACGUCAGAGAAGUGGAUAGGGAAGGUUCCAAACCAAGACAUCACCACCUACAUAGAUACACUGUUACAAAUGAUGAUGGGGGGAAUACCUUGGCAGAUUUUGUGGCAGCGCGUCCUGGCGAUGAAGUCAUCGAGGUUGGCGGAAGUGAUGGUGUACGCAGGAGCAGCAUGAUUUGUAGUCUCCACAAUUCCGCCUCUACUCAUUGGGAUGGUAGCAGUGUCUGUUGAUUGGAACGCCACAGCGUACGAAGGAGCGCUUCCGUUUCCGGCAGAUGACCUAAAACUGAUGGCACCGCUUGUCUUGCAGUAUGUGUGUCCUUUUGUAGUUGCUCUGAUUGGUCUUGGCGCCAUUUCCGCUGCAGUCAUGUCGUCUGCAGACUCCAUCUUGCUUUCCUCGAGCUCCAUGUUUUCCAACAAUAUCUAUAAACCCGCAAGGAUGGGGAAGGCCAGUGAACGUGAACUUAUCUGGGCCAUGCGAGUAUUUAUGACUCUCAUGGCCAUUCUGGCCACGGUUUUGGCUAUCGAGAUCACCAGCAUCUUCAGCCUUACCAUUCUGUGCUCCGACCUGAUAUACGUCAUCCUUUUCCCUCAGCUGACCUCGGUCUUGUUCGUAGACGCAGCCAACAUCUAUGGAUCAAUUGCUGGAUAUAUUGUAGGAUUGAUCAUCCGAAUACUUAGCGGGGAGCCGUUGCUAGGUCUUCGAGCAGUUCUGCGGUGGCCUUGGUAUGAGGAAGAAACUGAUUUCCAGCCGUUCCCUUAUAGGACAACUAGUAUGCUCCUCAGCUUUUUAAGUAUCUUACUCGUGUCCUACGUCACAAACGUUGCAUUCCGUGCUGGUUGGUUGCCAAGGCGAUAUGACGUACUCAAAGGCAUUAUUUGGCAUUCAGAGAGUAAAUCUAAAGGACCCGCGGAUGAACAGAGAUCGGUUGAGAUAGCAAAACAUUUACUUCCGGACGAUACUAAGGAUAAUAUUGCUUUGGAGAUACGCCCCAGACAAAUGGUAGAGAUAAGUGAAGCUAGAAACGAUGAUACAUUUAUGUGA
Molecule: messenger RNA, 1117 nt
Organism: Lingula anatina
Lineage: Eukaryota; Metazoa; Brachiopoda; Lingulata; Lingulida; Lingulidae
Product: high-affinity choline transporter 1-like
Biological process (GO): acetylcholine biosynthetic process; transmembrane transport; choline transport
Cellular component (GO): plasma membrane
Molecular function (GO): choline:sodium symporter activity
Source: RefSeq, a predicted model, not a curated record